AUGGCGAGGUCUUUGACGGCAAGAUGCAGACCUUCGAGCGCUCGGACAUCACGUGCUCGGAACCAGAAAGAGGGUGUUCACUGUGAUGACCAUGACUGUACCAUUGAGAACGUAUGGUGGGACGACGUGUGCGAGGACGCGCUGAGCGUUAAGGGCGGAACCGCCUCCAGUGUCACCACCGUCACCAACUGCGGUGCUCGCUACGCCUCGGACAAGGUCGUACAGCACAACGGCUACGGCACCGUCAAGAUCGACGGCUUUUUCGCCCAGGAGUUCGGCAAGCUGUACCGUUCGUGCGGCACAUGCGGUGACAUUCCCCGCACGGUGACGGUGGACAACGUGUACGCUAUCGACCCACUCGUGAGUGUCAUCACCGUGAACAAGAACUACGGCGACCAGGCGAAGCUGAGCAACAUCCACGUGAAGACGACGAACGGCAACACCGGUGUGAAGGUGUGUCAGUGGUCGCAGGGCGGCAGCUCACCGUCGAACCUGGGCGACGGUCCGUCAGGCACGCUGUGCCAGUACUCGGAGAGCGACGUCCACAUCAACGAAUAA
Molecule: messenger RNA, 558 nt
Organism: Phytophthora infestans T30-4
Lineage: Eukaryota; Oomycota; Peronosporomycetes; Peronosporales; Peronosporaceae
Product: polysaccharide lyase, putative
Exons: 2
Coding region: 1-558 (185 amino acids)
Biological process (GO): pectin catabolic process
Cellular component (GO): extracellular region
Molecular function (GO): pectate lyase activity
Source: RefSeq, a predicted model, not a curated record